Colias croceus (clouded yellow) is the source of this 724-nucleotide messenger RNA. Its product is annotated as chorion class B protein PC10-like. The record is from RefSeq and is a predicted model, not a curated record. Gene Ontology annotation, cellular component: egg chorion. The coding region runs from base 37 to 669 and encodes 210 amino acids. Lineage: Eukaryota; Metazoa; Arthropoda; Insecta; Lepidoptera; Pieridae. The transcript has 2 exons. Gene Ontology annotation, biological process: multicellular organism development; chorion-containing eggshell formation. Gene Ontology annotation, molecular function: structural constituent of egg chorion.
UUUACAAAAUACAUUGUGGUAGUGGAUUGCAUUAAAAUGGCAGCUAAAUUUGUACUCUUUGUUUGCGCCCAGGUGUUGCUUGUGCAGAGCAUCACUGCAUCAUGCGCCGGCCGCUACAACGGUUACGGCAACGUCCUAGCCGCGGAAUACGCAGCUGACCGUCUCGCCGCUGACAUUUACGCUGCCGACCGCUGCGCUGACAUCUAUGCCGCUGACCGCUUCGCCGACAUUUACGCCGCCGAACGCUACGGCGAACGCUUGGGCGCUCCCUUCGGUUUAGGCUACGACUACCCAGUGGGCUACGGUGCCGCGUCUUACGGUGGUGGUUUGGCUGUAGCCAGUUCAUCUCCCCUCCCAGCUAGCGGUGUUUCCAUCCUCUCUGAGAACGCCUUUGAAGGUCCUUUGGCUGUCGCUGGUCAGUUACCGUUCUUGGGUACCGCCGCUGUGGAAGGAGCUCUGCCUACUAUUGGAGCUGGUGCUGUCAACUACGGUUGUGGUAACGGCAAUGUUGGUAUCUUGAACGAGGGUCUUUCUGGAUACGGACCCGCGGUCGGCGCGUACGGAUCCGCGUACGGAUCCGCGUACGGUCCAGCGUACGGCCCGUACGGUGCGUACGGAGCGUACGGCAGCGCAUACGGCAAUGGCCUGGGUUGUGGAAGAUGCCUGUAAGGUGCAACACAAGUAACAACGCUGAGGCGAUGGAAAUAAAUUAUUUGAAGCAUUA